Messenger RNA from Fraxinus pennsylvanica, 600 nucleotides. NCBI's taxonomy places the organism in Eukaryota, Viridiplantae, Streptophyta, Magnoliopsida, Lamiales, Oleaceae. The record is from the annotation of a GenBank genome assembly.
AUGGGUGCAGCAAUAGCCCUCUACUCUGCAACUUGCUUCACUCAAGGAAAGUAUGACAAUGGCAGCCCAUAUCCAACCAAUUUGAGUGAAGUUGUUGGAUUAAGUGGCUGGCUUCCAUGUGCUAAGAAUCUAAGUAGCAAAUUAGAAGGGGUAAAUGAGGCCACUAGCCGUGCUGCAUCCUUGCCUAUUCUGCUUUGUCAUGGAAAAGUCAAACUCGGUGUUGGAGGCUUCAGUAUGGGUACAGCAAUAGCCCUCUACUCUGCAACUUGCUUCACUCAAGGAAAGUAUGACAAUGGCAGCCCAUAUCCAACCAAUUUGAGUGCAGUUGUUGGAUUAAGUGGCUGGCUUCCAUGUGCUAAGAAUCUAAGUAGCAAAUUAGAAGGGGUAAAUGAGGCCACUAGCCGUGCUGCAUCCUUGCCUAUUCUGCUUUGUCAUGGAAAAGGAGAUGAUGUGGUUUCUCAUAAAUUUGGCGAGAAGUCUGCAAACAAGUUGUCUUCGUCUGGAUUUCAAGACACUACAUUUAAAUCAUAUUCUGGGCUUGGUCACUAUACUAUACCCGAAGAAAUGAAUGAACUCUGUGCGGCUAACUUCGAAACUUAG